GAAGGUUCCAAGUAGUCCAGGUAGCCGGUUAGAGGUAAGAUGUUACAGAAACACAUAAUACAGAAGUGAUUUGAGACUGGCAAUAGCUGUGGUAUGAUGAUGAUGGCAGCCUUCCAGAUUUGAAGUUUUUCAAGGGCUAAGAACAGAGUCAGAUGGGCAAGACUGCACAGAGGAAACAAUAUGACUGUGAGAACCCAUCAAAGCCUUGUUUAAGUACUUCAAUCCCCUUGAGAAUGUCUAGUUAUACAUUCAAAAGGCCAGUCACUAAAAUCACAUCACAUCUGGGCAAUGAGGUAAGAUACUAUCAGUGGGAGGAGACCUUGGAGAAGCCAGAACAAGCCUGCUGGCAGAAGAGACUUCAAGGACUCCAAGCCUACAGCAGUGCAGGAGAACUUUUGAGCACUUCAGACCUUGCCAAGGCCUUGGAAGAUCUUACACCAAAAGACACAGAUGCCUCUGCUUCAGACACUCAAGCCACCAGCAUUGACCCCAGACCCGUGCUCACCCGUGAGUCAUCUUCACAUUUGGCAAAGAUGACUCCAGAAGCAGGCCCACAGAUCCUUUGCAAAGAAUUUCUGGUCACCGAACAGGAUAUUAUCAACCAGGAAAGGAAAGUGAAAAUAGCAAGAGAAAGACUGGCAGUGGCAUUGAUUGCACACAAGCUAGCAAGUGAGAUGGAGAAUGUGAGGGGGGUCAAGGAAGACAAACGUAUAAACAUAAUGCUGGGGAGAAAAUACUGCAGAUGAAAUGGGGCAGGGCCUUGUUUUAACACCUCUUUGCCGUAUCUUUUGCUGUUGUUUUGAGACCUUGAAACUUUAAACUUAACAAUAGUUUAUUAAAUGUCUUUAUGCAAUGCAAAAAAA
Messenger RNA from Mus pahari (shrew mouse), 863 nucleotides. It is a transcript of the gene Mbd3l1, whose product is annotated as methyl-CpG binding domain protein 3 like 1. The coding region runs from base 153 to 746 and encodes 197 amino acids. The transcript is spliced from 3 exons. The record is from RefSeq and is a predicted model, not a curated record. Lineage: Eukaryota; Metazoa; Chordata; Mammalia; Rodentia; Muridae.